AAUUUCGCUCUGUCCUACUUUGUCCCUCCCACUUUCGUCAAUACCCAGUGGAAGGCGCACAUCAUACUUGGUGUCUUCUGCGCAGCCAUGGCAGUCCAAAUUUUCUUCCUACUUCCUGAGACGGCUGGAAAGAUCCUUCAAGAUAUCGAGGAGACGUUGAUUGAGGGCAUUCCUGCCUGGAAGAUCAAGGCCAAC
Messenger RNA from Didymella exigua CBS 183.55, 195 nucleotides. RefSeq lists its product as uncharacterized. The annotation marks the transcript as partial. NCBI's taxonomy places the organism in Eukaryota, Fungi, Ascomycota, Dothideomycetes, Pleosporales, Didymellaceae. The transcript has a single exon. The record is from RefSeq and is a predicted model, not a curated record.